This is a messenger RNA of Gongylonema pulchrum, 204 nucleotides long. The record is from the annotation of a GenBank genome assembly. NCBI's taxonomy places the organism in Eukaryota, Metazoa, Nematoda, Chromadorea, Rhabditida, Gongylonematidae.
AUGGAUUGGAUACGAUUGACAGCGUCAAGGAGCACGGCAGCAAGGGUAAAAUCGGGCAUCGAUCACGUGGAAUUGAGCAAGCAUGCAAGUGUGAACGACUGCUGGACGCUGCUGGGUGAUCAGUACGAAGUGCAAAGCCAUUGGGAACCGGUGACAAAAAAGCAAGUUCAGGCAAAGACGUUAAUUUCGAAACAGCUGAAAUAA